Messenger RNA from Glycine soja, 3922 nucleotides. Its product is annotated as probable UDP-N-acetylglucosamine--peptide N-acetylglucosaminyltransferase SPINDLY. Gene Ontology annotation, molecular function: protein binding. Bases 361 to 3252 code for a protein of 963 amino acids. NCBI's taxonomy places the organism in Eukaryota, Viridiplantae, Streptophyta, Magnoliopsida, Fabales, Fabaceae. The record is from RefSeq and is a predicted model, not a curated record. The transcript has 19 exons.
AAAAGGGUAGUUCCUGGUUGGUUAAGAGAAAAACCUGUCUUGUCACCAAGCGCCCAAUGUUGUAAUCAACGAAGCAGUGUCAGGGCUCUCUCUCUGGGUUUUGGGAGACAUCGAACUACCGUGUCGGAGAGGGAGCUUUUGCGUUGCGUGGCCACCACCACCUCGAACCAACAACAACAACAACUCACUUCCUCUUCGAAACUUCUUCAUUCCCCAUUAUUCCAUUCCAAAAAUCAUGCUCCUCUUCUUCAGGGUUUAGAUUUUUAACCCCCCCCCCCCUCUCUCUUCCCAUGGCCUAUCCCUGCCACCCCACCACCACCUGAAAGAAUAUUCUAGAAGCACCCCGAAAGUGUGGUUCAGAUGGCGUGGACGGAAGAUAAUGAUGAGAAUAAUGGGAGGGAAAAGAAGAUGGUUGGGGAAAAUGGGUUUUUGAUAGUGUCUGAGCCUUCUCCUGCUGGUUCUGGUGGGGAUGGGGUUUCGGUGAGUACGAGAUAUGAAGGGAAGGAUGAUGUUUUGUUUGCCAACAUUCUGCGAUCGAGGAACAAAUUUGUGGAUGCUCUUGCACUAUACGAACGCGUGCUGGAGAGUGAUGGCGGGAAUGUGGAGGCUCUUGUUGGGAAAGGGAUAUGUUUGCAGAUGCAGAAUAUGGGUAGGCUUGCUUUUGAGAGUUUUGCGGAGGCUAUCAGGAUGGAUCCUCAGAAUGCCUGCGCUCUCACACAUUGCGGUAUUCUUUACAAAGACGAAGGUUGCCUUGUGGAGGCUGCUGAGUCAUAUCAAAAGGCUUUACAAGUGGAUCCUUCAUACAAAGCAGCUGCUGAGUGCCUGGCCAUUGUUUUAACGGAUAUUGGUACCAACAUAAAGCUUGCAGGAAAUACUCAGGAAGGAAUUCAAAAAUACUUUGAAGCUCUCAAAAUAGAUCCACACUAUGCUCCAGCAUAUUAUAAUCUUGGUGUGGUCUAUUCUGAAAUGAUGCAAUAUGACAUGGCCCUCACUUUCUAUGAAAAGGCUGCAUCAGAGAGGCCUAUGUAUGCUGAAGCAUACUGUAACAUGGGUGUAAUAUAUAAAAAUCGUGGUGAUUUGGAAGCAGCUAUUACUUGUUAUGAGAGGUGUUUAGCUGUUUCACCUAACUUUGAGAUUGCAAAGAAUAAUAUGGCUAUAGCUUUGACAGAUUUGGGAACAAAGGUUAAAUUGGAGGGUGACAUCAACCGUGGUGUGGCUUUUUAUAAGAAAGCUUUGCAUUAUAAUUGGCAUUAUGCUGAUGCAAUGUAUAAUCUUGGGGUUGCUUAUGGUGAGAUGCUUAAGUUUGAUAUGGCUAUUGUGUUCUAUGAACUUGCCUUCCACUUCAAUCCGCAUUGUGCGGAAGCUUGUAACAAUCUAGGUGUUAUAUAUAAAGAUCGUGACAACCUUGACAAAGCAGUGGAAUGUUACCAGCUUGCUUUGGGAAUCAAACCUAACUUUUCACAGUCAUUAAAUAACCUUGGCGUUGUAUACACUGUCCAGGGUAAAAUGGACGCUGCGGCGAGUAUGAUUGAGAAAGCUAUCAUUGCAAAUCCAACAUAUGCUGAAGCAUACAAUAACUUAGGAGUUCUUUACAGGGAUGCUGGUGAUAUCUCUCUAGCAAUUAAUGCUUAUGAGCAAUGUCUAAAGAUUGAUCCUGAUUCUCGAAAUGCUGGCCAGAACCGUUUACUUGCGAUGAAUUACAUAGAUGAAGGAAAUGAUGACAAACUUUUUGAGGCUCACAGGGACUGGGGUAGGCGAUUUAUGAGACUGUAUCCACAGUUCACAUCAUGGGACAACUCAAAAGAUCCUGAACGGCCUCUUGUGAUAGGAUAUGUCUCUCCUGAUUAUUUUACACAUUCUGUGUCAUAUUUCAUAGAAGCUCCCCUUGUCUAUCAUGAUUAUACCAAUUAUAAAGUGAUUGUUUAUUCAGCAGUUGUCAAGGUCCAUAGCAUAACUAUAAAAAGGCCACAUCUGUCGGGUGGAAUUGAGAUCACUUAUGAUGUCCACAUCUACAUGAUGUCCGCAUUGUUGUUUCUGGUUCAAGCAGAUGCAAAAACCAUCCGGUUUAGAGAAAAAGUCUUAAAGAAGGGUGGGAUCUGGAAAGAUAUUUAUGGAACUGAUGAAAAGAAGGUUGCUGACAUGGUUAGACAAGAUCAAGUUGAUAUUUUAAUAGAACUUACUGGUCACACUGCAAACAAUAAGCUGGGAAUGCUGGCAUGCCGACCUGCUCCAGUUCAGGUGACUUGGAUUGGUUAUCCCAAUACAACAGGAUUGCCUACAAUUGAUUAUAGAAUAACUGAUUCUCGGGCAGACCCUCCCGAAACAAAGCAGAAGCAUGUUGAAGAGUUAGUUCGAUUACCAGAUAGCUUCCUUUGUUACACUCCUUCCCCUGAGGCUGGUCCUGUUUGUCCAACUCCUGCUCUUUCCAAUGGCUUUGUUACAUUUGGUAGUUUUAACAAUCUUGCUAAGAUUACACCCAAGGUACUGCAGGUCUGGGCAAAGAUACUAUGUGCAAUUCCAAAUUCUCGUCUUGUGGUAAAAUGUAAACCGUUUUGCUGUGAUAGUGUGAGACAGAGGUUUCUUUCAACACUAGAGAAGUUAGGUCUCGAACCACUACGAGUUGAUCUUCUGCCCCUUAUUCUUCUUAACCACGAUCAUAUGCAAGCUUAUUCUCUAAUGGACAUCAGUUUGGACACAUUUCCAUAUGCUGGAACAACGACGACUUGUGAAUCUUUAUACAUGGGAGUUCCAUGUGUUACAAUGGCUGGUUCAGUGCAUGCACACAAUGUUGGUGUUAGUCUUCUUAGCAAAGUUGGUUUGGGCAAUUUGAUUGCCAAAAAUGAAGAUGAAUAUGUAAAAUUGGCCUUGAAGUUGGCUUCUGAUAUUUCGGCACUACAAAAUUUGAGAAUGAGUCUUCGAGAGCUCAUGUCUAAGUCCCCUCUCUGCGAUGGAGCUAAAUUUAUCCUUGGUCUAGAGUCAACAUAUAGGCAAAUGUGGCGCAGAUAUUGUAAAGGAGAUGUUCCGGCUUUGAAAUGCAUGGAACUGUUGCAACAACCUGUUUCUUCAAAUAACCCAUCCAGUAAGAACUCCGAGCCAACAAGGGCCACAAACUCAAGUGAGGGAAGCCCCGAAUCUGUCAAGGCCAAUGGAUUCAGUUCAACUCAGCCACCAAAGCUUAAUUUUCUCAAUUGCGAAGAAAAUGGUGGGUCGUUGAAUCACAGUAGUAAGCAAGGGAUUGUGGGUUCAAGUUGAAUUUCAUGUGAGUCCUUGUGAUUCAAGGAUGCUCAGCUGUAUUCCAAUAGGUGCAGUAUUAGGUUGGCAUGAUGCAUAUUGUGAUUUUGCUACUGGAAGAGGCUUGCAGCUACCAUGGCAUCAGAAAAGGUUAAAUUUUCAUAGAAUGACAAUUUUUUUCUGGGAAGGAAGUGUAAGCAACGGGUACUGAAUCGAUUUGUGUCCUCAACUGCUGUUGAUACUCCCAGAGGUGAUGCUGCUUUGAAAUGGCAUCCUUCAAUAUCUGUAACCCAUUUUUCCCCCCUUAAUUAUAAUAGCUAGUUGAGAGUGUAAAUUGUGUAAUAUUUAUUUAAUUUUUUUUGGGGCUAUCGACUUCUUUUCUGGCAUGGUAUUGAAGGAUGGAGUGUACCUGUGUGAAUGUAAUAGGCUUUCAUUUGAAAAGAAGGGGUGAACAAAUUAAGAUUUCUGUGUUGAUUAAGAUAGGAAUAUGAAAGUUUAACUCUGAAGUACUAAAAAGUUCAAAACUUGUCUACAGAGGAAACAAUAUCAGAUGCAACUUAAUUAGCUCUUAAGCUAGUAGUACUAAUUUGAUAACUGUUAUUAUGAUAUUGGUCAAUGCUAUUAUGUGUCAGAGAUGGCAUAAUUUUACCCUUCCUCAGGAUUGAUCACUAAUUCCUGAGAUAUGUGAAAA